AUGGCGGACGAACAAGACAUGGUGACGCCGGCCCCGCCUUCGAAGGACACCCCCGAAAACAGGGCCGCCGUGGACUCGGCCGCUGAGGAUAACACCGACCCCAGUAAGACGCAUAUCAACAUCGUCGAGCAUGCCCGCUCAGCUGCCCACAAGGAGCGUACCAUGACCCUACGCCAGGGCAUCAAGCUCUAUCCCAAGGCCAUCUUCUGGAGUAUCCUCAUCUCCACCUGUAUUGUAAUGGAGGGCUAUGACAUCUCUCUCGUCAAUAACUUUUAUGCCUUCCCGCAGUUCAACCAGAAGUAUGGCGUCCUUGGUGAUGAUGGAGAAUACCAGGUACCAGCUGCGUGGCAAGCUGGUCUGAGUAACGGAGCCCAUUGUGGUGAGAUCAUUGGUCUUUUCAUCAACGGUUGGAUCUCUGAACGAUUUGGUUAUCGCUACACUGUCAUGGCCUGUCUUGUCUGUGUAGCUGGCUUCACAACCAUCUUCUUUACCGCCCAGAACGUUCAGACCCUGCUUGUUGCAGAGAUACUGUGUGGUAUCCCGUGGGGUAUCUUCCAAACAUUGACCAUUACCUAUGCAUCUGAGGUUUGUCCAGUUGCUCUGCGUGGGUACUUGACGACGUAUGUCAACUUCUGCUGGGGCCUUGGCCAGGAGAUUGGCAUAGGCGUCAUUCACGCCAUGCUCAAGCGCGACGAUGAAUGGGCGUACCGCAUUCCAUAUGCUCUCCAGUGGAUGUGGCCCUUGCCGCUCCUCAUUGGCAUCUUUUUUGCGCCCGAAUCGCCUUGGUGGCUGGUCCGAAGAGGUCGUACCCAGGAUGCUAAGGAGGCAUUGCUUCGCUUGACCAGUCUCGACCGCGAGACUGACUUUGACGCCGACGAAACUAUCGCCAUGAUGGUACAUACAACUGCCCUUGAAGAAAAGAUCACAUCUGGUGCAAGCUACUGGGACUGCUUUAAGGGCACCGACCUUCGCCGUACCGAGAUCGUAUGCAUGAUCUGGGCCAUUCAAAACCUGAGCGGCAAUUCAUUCUCCAACUAUUCCACCUACUUCCUCGAACAGGCUGGACUAUCGGCCGACAAGGCAUAUUCAUUUGCCCUGGGCCAGUACGGUAUCAAUAUGGCCGGAGUUUUUGGUGCUUGGGGUCUUAUGACUUUGGGUAUUGGCAGACGAUCCUUAGUUCUCUAUGGUCUCUGCGGUCUUUGUUCCAUGUUGCUUAUCAUGGGUUUCCUUGGUCUAGUGCCCGAGGCUCAUCGAAGCCAAUCAUCGCUAGCUACAGGGUGUAUGAUGAUUGUAUGGGCCCUGUUCUACCAGUUGACCAUUGGAACUGUAUGCUAUUCUCUCGUGGGAGAAUUGUCAUCCCGGCGUUUGCAGAUCAAGACAGUUGUUCUUGGCCGUAACCUCUACAACGUCGUGGGCAUUAUCAACAGCGUUUUGACUCCUUAUAUGCUCAACCCCACAGCCUGGGACUGGGGUAAUUAUGCGGGAUUCUUCUGGGGCGGUAUUUGCUUCUUGUGCAUCAUCUACACCUUCUUCCGCCUACCAGAGCCAAGCGGGCGCACAUUUGCGGAGCUCGACGUGCUUUUUGAGCGAGGUAUUAGUGCAAGGAAGUUCGCGUCCACUGAGGUGGAUGUAUUCCAUGAGACCGUGGAGGAGAAUGUCAUGAACCGGUACGAAGAACUCGCAGACACACCCUCCGAGAAGGUCCACGACAAAGCAUAG
Molecule: messenger RNA, 1719 nt
Organism: Fusarium proliferatum ET1
Lineage: Eukaryota; Fungi; Ascomycota; Sordariomycetes; Hypocreales; Nectriaceae
Product: putative alpha-glucoside transport protein
Exons: 5
Coding region: 1-1719 (572 amino acids)
Biological process (GO): carbohydrate transport; transmembrane transport
Cellular component (GO): membrane
Molecular function (GO): carbohydrate:proton symporter activity
Source: RefSeq, a predicted model, not a curated record